Camellia sinensis is the source of this 1961-nucleotide messenger RNA. The record is from RefSeq and is a predicted model, not a curated record. Lineage: Eukaryota; Viridiplantae; Streptophyta; Magnoliopsida; Ericales; Theaceae.
CUUAUAAAUUCAUGCAUUGCACACUUUGAUUUUGCAGCAAACCAAAACCCAUCUCUCUCUCUCUCUCUCUCUCUCUCUCUUUCUGUACAUUUGGUACUGGACUAUCAAUGGAGUCACCACCACGCCCACUCUUACUCUACUUCAUUCCCAUGUUAUCACCUGGACAUUUGAUCCCACUCUUCGAAAUGUCCCGCCUCUUCUCCGCUCGCGGCCACCGUGUCACCAUCGUCACCACCCCUUCCAACGCCGCCAUUUUCCAAAAAACCAUCGACCAAGACGUCGCCGCCGGCCGCCCCAUCUCCACCCACACCUUCCCCUUCCCUUCGAAAGAAGUCGGCCUCCCCGAAGGCCACGAAAACCACUUCUUCACCAAAGACAUCGCCGAAGCCACCAAACUCCAUAACGGCAUGCACCUCCUCAAAGGCAAAAUGGAGGAAUUCAUCUCCAACAGCCCCCCCGAUUGCAUCUUCUCCGACAUGUUCCACCCUUGGACCGCCGACCUUGCUAUCAAACUCCGAAUCCCUAGAAUCGUCUUCCAUGCCACCUGCAUCUUCGCUAUGACCCUCAAGGACUCCAUGAGAAAACCUGACUCUCCUCACCUCUAUGUUCAGUCCGACGACGAACCCUUCUUGAUUCCGGGUCUGCCCAAUCCGAUCACCAUGAUCAGAUCUGCGCUUCCUGACUACGUUCGGACCCCAAACGGGUACACCCAGUUGAUGGAACAGUUCAGAGAAGCUGAGUUGAAAAGCUAUGGAGUUUUGGUUAACAAUUUCUACGAAUUGGAGUCUGAUUACUGCGAACACUACAAGAAAAUCAUGGGUCACAAGGUCUAUCACGUUGGUCCGGCGGCUCUGAUUCAUCGAAACGCCGCCGAACAGGUCGAUCGAGGCCAUAAAACGGUGAUCGGAGAGCAGGAGUGCCUGAGUUUUCUCGACUCGAAGAAAUCCAGCUCAGUCCUCUAUAUCUGCUUUGGGAGCUCGUGCAUUUUCCCCGAUAACCAGCUCAUGGAAAUCGCUUGCGGAAUCGAAGCUUCGGGGCAUCAGUUCAUCUGGGUAGUGUUUGGGAAGGAGGAAAAUGAAGAAGAGGAAGAGAAAAACAAGUGGUUACCGACAAGGUUUGAAGAGAGGACCAAAGAUAAAGGCAUGAUCAUCAAAGGUUGGGCACCACAGGUGUUGAUCUUGGACCACCCAUCAGUUGGUGGAUUUUUGACUCACUGUGGUUGGAACUCAGUGAUUGAAGGUAUAAGUGCAGGAUUACCAUUGAUCACAUGGCCUCUGUAUGCUGAGCAUUUUUACAAUGAGAGGUUGGUGACUCAAGUGUUGGGUAUUGGGGUGGAAGUGGGGAAGAAGGAUUGGAACUUGUGGAUUGAUGCUGCAAAGGUUGUGGUGAAGAGAGAGAAUAUAGUGUCCGCCGUGAGGAGGGUGAUGGACUGCGGCGAUGCGGCGGCGGAGAUGAUGAGAGAGAAGGCCAAAGCUCUGGGAGAAAUGGCCCAUAAGGCUGUUCAAGAAGGUGGGUCCUCUCAUACAAAUUUAACGGUGUUGAUUGCGGAGCUGAAGCAAAUUAGAGAUCACAGAGCUGAUGAUUGAGGGUUCAACAUUGAAUCAUCUACCACCAAGGGCGAUCCUAGGUAGUAAGGGAGUAUGUUCCUCUCCUUGCUGAUCAGGGUUCAAAUUUUUUACUAUUCAAGUGAAAGUCCGACAGUUUAGGUGGAUCGGCUAGUUUCUCCCAGUUUAACUUGUAAGGGUGGAUCUUAAAGGUCCUGCCUUGAAAGUGUUCUGGUUACAAAAAAAAAAAAAAAAAAAACCAUUGAAUCAUCAACCAAGCCAGAGGUUUGCCCAUCAUCCAUCAUCAUGUGUUCGCAUCUAUUAGUAUCGGUUGUACAGUUUUAAUUUUCUGUUUCUGUAUCUGCUGCUACUAUAUUGUUGAAAUAAGUCAUGUGAAAUUUGGCUUGGUUUGAUUUA